This is a messenger RNA of Morchella importuna, 873 nucleotides long. RefSeq lists its product as uncharacterized. Lineage: Eukaryota; Fungi; Ascomycota; Pezizomycetes; Pezizales; Morchellaceae. Gene Ontology annotation, biological process: regulation of translational initiation. Gene Ontology annotation, molecular function: protein binding. Gene Ontology annotation, cellular component: cytoplasm. The record is from RefSeq and is a predicted model, not a curated record. Bases 1 to 873 code for a protein of 290 amino acids. The transcript has 3 exons.
AUGAACGAGGAUCUCGCCGAGGAGAUUGAGGUGCUAAACUCGAUAUACGGGGGCGAAUGUAUUGCCUCGACUGGAUCCGGAUCGGUAUAUGUUCUGCGGCCGCCAGAAAGUACAAUCUCGCCGCCGCUCUCGCUGACGCUCUCAUUCCCGGAGAACUACCCACAUGCCCCGCCGGUGGUUGUUGAUGGAGCGGGCGGCGGCAAGAGCGGGGUGGAGGGGAAAAACGAGUUGGCGAGAGAUGUGUUGAGUGCAGUGUGGCGGGAGGGUGAGGUGUGCUUGUUUGAUCUGGUGGAGGGGAUGCGUGAGUUGUUGGAGGCUGCACCGCCGCCUGCUGCAGUGGAGGAGGUGGAGGUUGAUGAUGGCGAGGAGGGAUAUAGGGAGUGGUCACCGCCGCCAACGAUGAAUGAGGCUGGACAACACACGUCGGAGCAUGAAUGGAUUGUGGCAGAUCCAAUCGUGGAGAAGAAGUCUGUGUUUGUUGGAAGAGCCAUUGAGGUGCAUUCAGUUGAAGAUGCAAAGCGUUAUAUUGCGGAUCUGAUUGCAGGGGAUAAAAAGAUUGCUAAGGCAACGCAUAAUAUGACUGCAUACAGGAUACAGCGUGAGAACGGUGUCACAUUCCAAGAUAAUGAUGACGAUGGAGAAACCGCUGCUGGUGGCAGGAUGGGACAUCUAUUGCAGGUUAUGGAUGUUUCCAACGUGUUAGUAGUUGUCUCCAGAUGGUACGGGGGAGUCAAGCUGGGGCCAGACAGGUUCCGGUUAAUAAAUACAGCAGCCAGAGAGGCGCUAGUCAAAGGUGGCUUCGUAAAGACCGCCGAGACUAGUACUGGAAACUCGGGAAAGGCAAAAGCUAAGGAUAAGAAAGCUAAAAAGUAA